Molecule: messenger RNA, 1290 nt
Organism: Nicotiana attenuata
Lineage: Eukaryota; Viridiplantae; Streptophyta; Magnoliopsida; Solanales; Solanaceae
Product: protein LIGHT-DEPENDENT SHORT HYPOCOTYLS 2-like
Exons: 2
Coding region: 566-1135 (189 amino acids)
Biological process (GO): mRNA transcription; response to light stimulus
Cellular component (GO): nucleus
Source: RefSeq, a predicted model, not a curated record
AAUUUCUCCUUUUUCACACACAAAUGGAUGUCUAAUCUAUUUUCUUCUCUUCUUCCCCCUUUUCUUGGACCAAAAAUCAAAGGACAUUAUCUACUUCUCUCUUUUACUCACUAAUUUCAGCUCUUUCUCAAGAUUUCUAUACAAAAAAUUUCAAAAUAUUACUAUAGAGAAAUCCCAUUUUUGUAACUAGCCAAAAUCUUUGGUAGUCGUAACUGUAUAUGCAUAAUGUUGCAACGUCAUUAGGAUAUAUCCUUCAUAUAUAUUUGCUAUUUUCAUCUUCAACCUUUGACCAUGCUACACUAGGUCAACUACAUAUUUGACCCUUAUAGUAUUCUUACUAAUUACCAAUAGUAAAUUUUUCAGUCAUAAUAGUAGAGAAGUUGUUCCAGUUCACCUCAAUAUAAGGGUUUUUCUGACUCUUACAUAAUAAGAUUUUACAAAAAUAACCAUAAGAUCUGAUAAAGUUGUUAUAACUUAGGGUAUAUCUGUUUUCUUGCUCGUUAGCGCUUGACUCAUCAUAAGAUAGAAAGAACAUUUCUCGCUUAUUUAGUAUACUAUAUUUCCCAUGGAUUUUGUGAGAGCAAAAGUCAAUGUAACUUCAAGAAAUAUUAUUCCCAGCAAAAGUACUGAUCUCUCAAACACUACUGUUAUUCCCUUCUCAGCUCCUCCAUUAAGUCGAUAUGAGAAUCAGAAACGUCGAGAUUGGAACACUUUCUGUCAAUACUUAAGAAACCACCAUCCCCCAUUGUCGUCGUUUUCUCUUUGCAGCAGUGUUCACGUCCUGGAAUUUCUUAGGUACUUGGAUCAGUUCGGAAAGACCAAAGUUCAUAACCAAAAUUGCCCAUUUUUCGGUGUGUUGAAUCCUCCAUCGCCAUGCCUUUGUCCUUUAAGGCAAGCUUGGGGAAGUCUUGAUGCGCUUAUAGGGCGUCUUCGAGCUGCUUACGAAGAACAUGGAGGGAAUCCAGAAAUGAAUCCGUUUGGGACUCGAGCAGUUAAGCUUUUCUUACGUGAUGUUCGUAGUUUUCAGUCUAAGUCCAGAGGGAUUAGCUAUGAGAAGAAAAGGAAAAGAUCAAGAAAUCAGAAGAUAGUAACAGUGGGAGAAGUUCAGUCAAAUAAUACUUUGCCUAGAGUUUAAUUAAUUACCAUAAUAUAAGAAAAUGAUAGUAGGACAAUAAUGUAAAAUUCUAAUCAGAACAUGGUUUUGCAUGUCUUCUACUUUUCAUUUGAAAGGUAGUUUUGAUACAGUUUAGUACUCUAUAUAAUGCUCUUUUGUCGUUGUUGUUGUUGUUA